Molecule: messenger RNA, 443 nt
Organism: Calliphora vicina (urban bluebottle blowfly)
Lineage: Eukaryota; Metazoa; Arthropoda; Insecta; Diptera; Calliphoridae
Gene: Acyp2
Product: Acylphosphatase 2
Exons: 3
Coding region: 84-380 (98 amino acids)
Molecular function (GO): acylphosphatase activity
Source: RefSeq, a predicted model, not a curated record
AUUUUCUAUUCAAACACUUUACAAAACUACUAUGUUAAAAUAUUGUUAUGAUUUCGGUAUAUUGAAAACAAAAAUAGAGAAGCAUGUCGGUCAAGAAAUUAUUUGCCGUAAAUUUUGAAGUUUUUGGUAAAGUGCAAGGUGUAUUUUUCAGAAAAUAUACCGAAAAACAAGCACUACAUUUGGGGCUAAGAGGCUGGUGCAUGAAUACUGCAGAAGGCACAGUUAAAGGUCAAUUAGAAGGUUCUCAAAAUGAAUUAAAUGAAAUGAAACAUUGGCUUCGUACCAAAGGCAGUCCAAGUUCUCGUAUUGACAAUGCUGUUUUUAGUGAAAUGACACCUAUAGACAAUUACACAUUUCAAUCGUUUGGUAUUAAACGUUAACUAAUUUGUACAUAAUAUGUAUUUGCGUAUGAGUUUAUAUAUUUAUUAAAUACUACAAAUUAA